AUGGCGGCGCUUGAACCGACGGUACCAUCAUAUACGACUGCGUUCGCUCUAUUCGAGGCACUCUGGGAAGCGGGGAUCACGGCUUGCUUCGUCAAUGUUGGUUCAGACCACCCAUCAAUUCUCGAGGCCAUCGUCAAAGGUAAGCGAGAGCGGCCUGGCUCUUGGCCCCGGAUUAUCACAUGUCCUGCUGAGGUGACCGCCAUUUCCAUGGCUGAUGGAUAUGCUCGGGUAUCCGGAAAACCGCAAGCAGUUCUCGUUCAUGUUGACGUUGGUACUCAAGCUCUUGGCCAAGGAGUCCAUAACGCCAGCAUUGGCCGUGUCCCAGUCUUCAUCUUUGCCGGCAUGUGUCCGUACACUGAGUCUGGCGAACUCCCGGGCUCACGUACGGAAUACAUGCACUGGCUUCAAGAAGCUCCCGAUCAAAAAGCCAUUGUACGACAGUACUGCCGCUAUACCGGGGAAGUCCGCACGGGGUUAAACAUCAAGCAGACCAUUGGACGGGCGCUUCAGUUUGCCAACAGCACGCCAAACGGGCCAGUUUACGUUUCUAGCGCCCGGGAAGUUUUGGCACAGGAAAUACAACCGUACUCACUGGAUCAAGAGCAAUGGGUACCGAUUGGGCCCAGCGCUCUUCCACUUGACGCUGUUCGCAACAUCAGUACGGCACUUGUAGAAGCCCAACGGCCACUUAUCGUCACAGGGUACUCUGGUCGGGAUCGCCGCUGUCCAGAUCUUCUUGUUGCUUUGGCGGAUCUGAUUCCAGGCAUUCGAGUUCAUGAUACCGGAGGAAGCGAUGUGUGCUUCCCUUUCACACAUGCCGCAUCUGAGGGCUUUCGCCUGAGCUUUGACGAAUGCACCAAGGACACUGAUAUGGUCUUCCUACUGGAUUGUGAUGUGCCUUGGAUUCCAUCUCGAAAUCCCCCUCCCAAGCAAGCCAAGAUCUACCACGUGGAUUGUGACCCCUUAAAUCAACAGAUUCCGGUCUCAUUUUUCCCGGCUCACGGACGCUGGAGAGCAGACGCUUUCACUGCUUUGAGCCAAAUUGUUGAAUGCAUUAGGAAUGAUGCUUCCCUUACCGAAAAGUUAAAAGAUCCCAAAUAUGUCACUCGCGGAGCCGCCCGAGCAAAAGUUCACGCAUCUCGAUUGGCAGAUAUUGCUCGUCAGGCUCGUCUGGAAGAUGCAGAACCGCUCAAUGCUGCUAAUAUCGGCACCGUUCUGAAAUCAUCUCUACCAGAGUCCACGACGUUUGUUGUUGAAGCCGUUACGGCUGCUCAGACUCUGUCAGACCAUUUGCAACUCACUCAGCCGGGAAGCUGGAUUAACUGUGGUGCAACAGGAAUUGGUUGGAGCAACGGCGCUGCCCUCGGAGUGAAAAUGGCAUUAACAGAUUUGGAUGCUGAAGGGCAUGACAAGCCAAAUCUUGUUUGCCAAAUUGUCGGGGAUGGUAGUUUCAUGUGCGCCGCGCCAUCUAGUGCUCUUUGGGUUGCGAGCAAGUAUGAGAUUCCAAUUCUCACAAUUGUCUUGAACAAUGGCGGUUGGAAAGCCCCUCGAAACUCGGCGGAGCUCGUCUAUCCAGGUGGGCUUGCUUCCACUGCUACUGACGACGAGAUAAACGUGUCAUUCCGCCCUACUCCCAACUACGCGGCAUUGGCUGAAGCAGCUGCUGGAUCUGAAGGUGGUUUUGUAGCUUCGGCGGAUAACAACAAGGCAUGGAUGAAGGGUACGAGAGUCAGGAGAGUGGGAGAUCUCAAAAAGGCCCUUGAGCUUGCGGAAUUGAGGGUUGUGAAGCAGCAGAAAGGAAUGCUGAUUGAAGUUUUACUCUAG
Messenger RNA from Pochonia chlamydosporia 170, 1824 nucleotides. Its product is annotated as acetolactate synthase. Gene Ontology annotation, molecular function: thiamine pyrophosphate binding; acetolactate synthase activity; flavin adenine dinucleotide binding. The record is from RefSeq and is a predicted model, not a curated record. Lineage: Eukaryota; Fungi; Ascomycota; Sordariomycetes; Hypocreales; Clavicipitaceae. The transcript is spliced from 4 exons. The coding region runs from base 1 to 1824 and encodes 607 amino acids. Gene Ontology annotation, biological process: L-valine biosynthetic process. Gene Ontology annotation, cellular component: acetolactate synthase complex; mitochondrion.